AUGCGCCUUUUUAAUCCCGUCGACUCCUUCGACGCGCCCUUCACCAUCAACCGUCGCCAGUCCAGCGAUUGUGGCGGCGGCGGCGUGGGAGCUGGAGAGUGCUUAGCUGGCUCAAGAUGCAAAGGAUUGGUCUACGCCAACCAAUGUCAGGAUACACCCGGCGAUGAGUGCUGUCUCAACCGCGAGUGCAAUUCAAACCGCGGGAGCGGAUGGUGCAAGAAUACCGAUAACCAGACUUGCGCCGGCGAGUGGGUUCCCGGGACCCCGGACCACUACCCCUGCCCAGGUCCAAACUACGUCGUCUGCUGCGUAGAGUGGGAUAAGCUCAAUAACUCAACAUCAUCCACGAAUUCACCUACGAGUAGUUCGACGCAGACAUCGACAUCGACAUCAGAAGUACCGACUGACACGGCCUCGUCCACGCCUUCUGGUGGUAAUGGCGGCGGCGGCGGCGGACUCUCAGCAUCUCAGAAGGGCGGAAUAGCAGGCGGGAUUGUGGGUGCCGUCGCGGUGACGAGUAUAAUUUUCCUGGUGUUUUUCUUCUUACGGAGACGGAGGUCGAAGAGGGCAGCGGCGGCAGCGGCGGAGGAAGUGCAGGAAGCGGAGGCUGCUAAGCGAGAGGGUGGUGGGGGGCAAGGAGGUGAGGCGGUUGAGAGGACUGCAACGACGACGACGACGACUGGUCCUGAGAGUCCUGGCGUAGAGGCGGCGAUGCUGGCGUCGAGAGAGAAGCUUGAGCUGGAUGCGUCGGGGCGCGCACUGCAUGAGAUGGAGACGCCGGCGACAGCGACGACGGCGAACUUGGACGAGAAGGCCGCGGUGCUGGCGGCUGAAACGAAGCAGGCCGAAGCGACAAGGUUGGCGGAGCUGCCUGGGUCUUUGGCGGUUGCAGAGAUGCCUGUCCCUGAAGAGAAUGCGGACAAACGUGACGGGGAACCCGGAGUAAGACGGGAUUAA
This is a messenger RNA of Aspergillus versicolor CBS 583.65, 957 nucleotides long. RefSeq lists its product as uncharacterized. Bases 1 to 957 code for a protein of 318 amino acids. The transcript has 4 exons. NCBI's taxonomy places the organism in Eukaryota, Fungi, Ascomycota, Eurotiomycetes, Eurotiales, Aspergillaceae. The record is from RefSeq and is a predicted model, not a curated record.